Drosophila ficusphila is the source of this 3195-nucleotide messenger RNA. RefSeq names its product zinc finger protein 845. Gene Ontology annotation, molecular function: zinc ion binding; DNA-binding transcription factor activity; RNA polymerase II cis-regulatory region sequence-specific DNA binding. The coding region runs from base 127 to 2808 and encodes 893 amino acids. Gene Ontology annotation, cellular component: nucleus. Gene Ontology annotation, biological process: regulation of transcription by RNA polymerase II. The transcript has 4 exons. NCBI's taxonomy places the organism in Eukaryota, Metazoa, Arthropoda, Insecta, Diptera, Drosophilidae. The record is from RefSeq and is a predicted model, not a curated record.
CGCACUUGAGGUCACAACAAACGCCUCGUAUUGGUAAAAAGAAAAUUAAGGAAAUGCAGCAGCAGCAGUUGUGCUAAUUGUUGAUGCCCACAUGCAAUAGCAAGGACUCGAGGACGCGAAACAGCCAUGGCAACGCACCAGCAUCCGCAUCCACAGCUGGAGCCGGGUUCGGGUACUGGUUCUGGUCGGGAUUCGGAAGGUGAGCCGGCGGUGGACAGCAAGUUGGUGUCCGUGGAGCUCAACUCGGUGGAUGCGGACCGCGUCUGCCGGGUUUGCCUGAAAGACGCAGAAUCGCUGGACGGGGAACUGCACUUCAUCUUCGCAGAUGCCCCCGUUGAGCAGGGCGCCAAUCUAGCCCACAUUCUGGACGAGUGUACUUUGCACCAAUGCCAGCGGCACGACGGGAUGCCCCCGCACAUGUGUGGAACCUGUGUGGAGGCAGCCCGCCAUGCCUUCCGCUUCAAGCGGCAAGCGGAGCGCUCCUACUGCUCGCUGGUGGCUUUGCUAGGACGAUCGCCCCAGUUGAAGGCCCGCGGAGCGGAGGUGAGCAGCCAAACGGACCAGGUGGCCCUGCUGCCGUGCGAGAUGUGCCACGACCAGUUCCUCAACAGCCUAGAGCUGCGCCUGCACCGAAACCAGGUGCACAGGACGACCAAGGAGGGCACGGCCACUGGAACGGAGGGCACGCAGAUCGAGGAGUUCAAGUGCAAGUUUUGCCCGCAGCAUUUCCCCCAUCUUCGGCAGCUGCGCAGUCAUUUGGCGCGCAGUCACGAACAGACAGCCCGCCUCCAGUGCUCCCAUUGCCAGCGCACCUUCAGCCGGCGGGAUCACUUGCUGCGCCACAUGCGCAACCAGCACCGGCUCGUGGAGGAGGACCUGCUGCGCACCUGGCCGCCGGCGGAUGAGAACACCAUGCUGAGCGAUGACGGGGAUGAGCUGGUCUCCGCAGAGGUGCUGCUAAACGAGGAGGACGAUGAACACGACGGAGUUGGCGACACCUUUCAGUGCAACACGAAUCCCAUUUCCAGCAACGAGGACGAGGACGACGAAGGCAAUGUGGCUAACCAAACGUUGUGGCUGCACAUCAAGCCGGAGCCCUGUUUGGAGGCGGAGGAAGUGGACCUGGCCAUGCAGCUGAAGCUCGAGAAGAAGCGGCGGCGACGUGAGAAGGCGGAACCUCAAGCUGAGGACUCGAUUGACCGCACAGUGAAGAAUGAACCCAUUGCCAUCGGCGACGGGCAGUUCAGCAUCAAGGAGGAAAACCAGCUUGUGGGCAGCGAAGACGAAGCACCGAUGGGAGUGGAGGACUUUAUGAAGCUACAUGUCAGCGGAGACCUGCCGCUCAGCGAUGAGGACCGGUACGAUGACUUCAUUGACGAAGAAAGCGAUAUUGACGACGAUGAGGGCGACGACGAGGACGGAGAUGAGGACGGCGAGUUCCGGCUCAAGGAGGAGCCGCUGGACGGCGAGAAGUUGCCGAAGAAGACCAAGUCCGGUCGGCGCCGGCGGCGCAACAAGCAGGGCGAGCCAAACCCCGAAAACCGAUGCGAGGUGUGCCAGCGCACCUUCUCCCGCCACUGCCACUUGCUACGCCACAAGCUGUCGCACCUGGAGAAGAAGCCCCACAACUGUCCGCACUGCCCUAAGGCGUUCGCGCGCAGCGACCACCUCAAGGCGCACGUGCAGAGCCUGCACAGCAACAAGGAGCACAAGUGCGGGCUUUGCGAGGCCGCCUUCUCGCGCCUGGACGCCCUGGAGCGGCACAAGGUCAGCAAGCACAACGGCGAGGGCCUGGAGCCGGGCAGUGAGCUGAAGCUGCAGCUGGCCGAGCACACUUGCGAGUACUGUUCGAAGCGCUUCUCCAGCAAGACCUACCUGCGCAAGCACACCCUGCUGCACACGGACUUCCUGUACGCCUGCAAGACCUGCGAGGAGACAUUCCGCGAGCGAGCGCAGCUCAGGGAGCACGAGAAGACCCACACCGGUCAGCGCAAUUUCCUCUGCUGCAUAUGCGGCGACAGCUUCGCCCGCAACGACUACCUCCGCGUGCACAUGCGACGCCACAACGGCGAGAAGCCCUACAAGUGCCGCUACUGUGUCAAGGCGUUCCCGCGCGCCACCGAUCUCAAGGUCCAUGAGCGGUACCACACGGGCACUAAACCGAAUCUGUGCAAUACCUGCGGCAAGAGCUUCCACCGGGCCUACAACCUGACCAUCCACAUGCGGACGCACACCGGCGAACGGCCGUACAAGUGCGACCAGUGCCCGAAGAGCUUCACGCAGAGCAACGACCUCAAGGCGCACAUCCGUCGGCACACGGGCGAGCGGUACAAGUGCCCGCACUGCGACGCCUACUUCCUGCAGCUGUACAACAUGCGCAACCACUGCUUGAGUGCCCACAACAAGCACAUCGAGACGAAGACGGGGCGCCUGCAGCGGACGGGACUCCUCGACGAUGGCGGUCAGUCGCAUCUGACCACUGUGGUGAUGCCGCCAGCGCGGUAUCAGCCAGGAAUGGAUCCCCAACUGGCGGUGGCUGCUGCUGCCGGGGCCGAGAGUUCGUCCUCGACCGCCGUCAUCCACUCGCCGGGCACGUACAACGCCACAUCCUCCGGACUGCCCGGUCCGGGGUCAGCGUCUGCUGCUCCAGCCAGCACGCUCGAUGGAGCCAGCUUCGCGCCCACGGCGAUGAAUGCGACGGCUCCCUUUGGCGCCUUUAAUUUUCCGCCGGCCGUUGUGGCGCAUCUCAUGUACAAUCACGGAGGAAGCAGUCAGCACAGCCAGAGCGGCAGUGAAACGGGCAAAUAGCCAUCGCAUUGGCUGUGGCUUUGGUUAUGGAUGCUCCUGCUCCUGGGGACACUGCUGCACCGCAUCCCGAACACACAACUAUUCCAGUGUAGUCUUAAGCUGCCCUCUGUAAAUAGUUGGCGAAGUGGAGAGUGGUCGCCGCCACCGGGCUGCCCAAUCGAAGGGGGUACAUCACAAGGGCGGCCGUUUUAAUGUGUUAAUAUGUAUGUAUUUAAUAGUCGAAUAAGAACUGCUUACAUUUUAAUGCGCUAUGUGGGCGGUUGGAUCAUUUUAUAAAGCUUACAUCAGUGCGCAUGUAUGUAUAAUAAAGUAAAAAUCGCUCCCAUCCCCCUAAUAAUUGUAAUUGAUGAGCCAAUAAAUCUUGAAAUAGUAAAACAUCUAAAGUUA